AGGGGCGGAAGAAAAGACAGCUGGUAGCAACACGCAACUGCGAACAACUAUAAAAACUGUUGUCACGACUGAAGCCAGUCACACUGCGUCAAGAUGAAGGCGCGGGUCGUCAUUCACUUCCUGUGCUUUGCCUUGGCCGCAACAAUAUGUGCUGGGCAGUCUACGAACUUGGGUAUUCCAGACCUGCCUGGCAACUGGACAGGAAAUGGAACAGACAUCCCAGAACCACCUGGUAACUGGACAGGAAAUGGAACAGAUAUCCCUGAACCACCUGGUAACUGGACAGGAAAUGGAACAGACAUUCCAGAACCGCCUGGUAACUGGACAGGAAAUGGAACAGAUAUCCCUGAACCUCCAGGCAACUGGACAGGAAAUGGAACUGAUAUUCCAGAACCGCCAGGUAACUGGACAGGAAAUGGCACAGACAUUCCAGAACCGCCAGGCAAUUGGACAGGAAAUGGAACUGAUAUUCCAGAACCACCUGGUAAUUGGACAGGAAAUGGAACAGAUAUCCCUGAACCACCUGGUAACUGGACAGGAAAUGGGACAGAUAUCCCAGAACCACCUGGUAACUGGACAGGGAAUGGAACAGAUAUCCCUGAACCGCCAGGUAACUGGACAGGCAAUGGUACAGACAUUCCAGAACCACCUGGUAACUGGACAGGGAAUGGAACAGAUAUCCCUGAACCACCUGGUAACUGGACAGGGAAUGGAACAGAUAUCCCUGAACCACCAGGUAACUGGACAGGAAAUGGAACAGACAUCCCAGAACCCCCAGGUAAUUGGACAGGAAAUGGGACAGAUAUCCCUGAACCUCCAGGUAACUGGACAGGCAAUGGUACAGACAUUCCAGAGCCACCUGGUAAUUGGACAGGAAAUGGAACAGAUAUCCCAGAACCCCCAGGUAACUGGACAGGAAAUGGAACAGAUAUCCCUGAACCACCUGGUAACUGGACAGGAAAUGGAACAGACAUUCCAGAACCACCUGGUAACUGGACAGGAAAUGGAACAGAUAUCCCUGAACCUCCAGGCAACUGGACAGGAAAUGGAACUGAUAUUCCAGAACCACCUGGUAAUUGGACAGGAAAUGGAACAGAUAUCCCUGAACCACCCGGUAACUGGACAGGAAAUGGGACAGAUAUCCCUGAACCACCUGGUAACUGGACAGGGAAUGGAACAGAUAUCCCUGAACCACCAGGUAACUGGACAGGCAAUGGUACAGACAUUCCAGAACCACCUGGUAACUGGACAGGGAAUGGAACAGAUAUCCCUGAACCACCUGGUAACUGGACAGGCAAUGGUACAGACAUUCCAGAACCACCCGGUAACUGGACAGGAAAUGGGACAGAUAUCCCAGAACCACCAGGUAAUUGGACUGGAAAUGGAACAGGUUUACCACUACAAUCUGGCAACGUGGCUAGUAGCACAUCUGGUAUGCCUUCCGGGCCAUCUAACUCUGUGGGAAGUGAAACGAAUAAACCAGGUUCUCCUGAGUCACAGCAAGAGUUUCCUCCCAGUCUUAAUAUGCCAUGGAAUAAUCUUUUGCCUCACAGAAUAGAAAAUCUUCCUGCCUUCAAUCCUGGACUGAACCCAAUUUUUAAUUUUCUUCGUACUAUACAACACCUGAAUAACAGACGUCCCUUCUUUGUAAUAUAGACUGCAAUGAUUUUAUUGCUGUUAGUCCGUGUAUCUUCUCUGUAGUGCAUAGGAAUAAAUACUGGAUUCAGUGUUCAA
Messenger RNA from Schistocerca serialis cubense, 1734 nucleotides. Its product is annotated as putative per-hexamer repeat protein 5. The record is from RefSeq and is a predicted model, not a curated record. The transcript is spliced from 2 exons. NCBI's taxonomy places the organism in Eukaryota, Metazoa, Arthropoda, Insecta, Orthoptera, Acrididae. The coding region runs from base 94 to 1656 and encodes 520 amino acids.